GAAAAUCCAGCUCUUAAUCAUCUGACCAGAAGGAGCGCUCUACUUCAGCAACUAAACACAGUGUGACACUGGAGAUUGAUAAGCCGACACACGUGUUGAGUGGUUAAGUUCAGUUAAUCCACGCUUCUGGCCAAAGGAUGGUCUACUGAACUCGCCAAGGUAGGGAAGUGAUCUCGUGACGUACCCUACGCCCUUUCCAGUUCGGGCUCGUGCCACGCUCUAUUGCCCUUACCCCUUGUGCGGCCUCUCUUGUGUCGCCUUCCCGCGGAGUCGCGCUGCAGUCGGCUAGAAAAUUCUGUAAUGCACUACCCGUCCGAUGUAGCAGCGGUUCAGGUACUUUCGUGGGGCAGACGCGAGCGGAAGCUGAUAUUCAAUACAGCCGGUAAAAUUGAGAAUUACAAUUUCUGGAGUGCUUCUUCCGUCUCUUAAAUUAUAUUUGUGAAAAAACACGAAAGUUCAAUGUGCGUAGUCCAAUCAAGGUGCAUACAACCCACAGGUGCUUUACUUCAAGCAUGACAAAACAAGAAUCAUUUAAAACAUGCUCACGUCAAGGUUAUAGUGCUGUUCUCCAUGUGCUCUCUUAUUUUCUUCCAUGUUCGACUCGUUAAAGGCUCCCUUUCACUAACUAUGAGAACUGGUUUUGUCAGCUGGCUAAUACUGGCCAUUCUGUUGUCUUUGUGUUGGGGGGAAGCGGUCAGGACUUGUCUGGAUGACCAGUUAGAUGUUGCUUCUAAAGCUUAUCUCGCUCCCAUCGUGUUUCAGGGUGUUUUGUUAAAGGAAAGAUAUUCUUCAGAUAGUAAAGAUAUACUGUUUCGCAUCAAAAGACCAUACAAGACUGGUAAAGAUACAAUGUUUAAUAAAAAUGAUAAUGUGGUUCUAACCUUUCCUAAUGAAUACUCGUGCGACAACACCUUCAGGAUAAAAGAUCUACAGCGUAAAAGAAAAAAAUACAUAAUUUUUGCAGCACCUCAAUCACUAGCAGAGUCCAGAAUCUCUGGUCAAAAGAGAAUUGUGGCUGUCGCCAGUCCUAUAAGGAUGAAUCGCAAGUCAGGCCGUGCAGUAAGAAAAAUUCUGUGCAGAGGAUGUGCCAAACCACCGUCUUCCAGGAUUCGUUCUGCUAGUGAGACAGUCCAGAUGAAGGAACAACUGAGGCUGAGGUGUAAAGUCAAGGGGAACCCACAACCUCAAAUAGAGUGGUACAGAAAUGAAACGCUUCUCAACGAAAAUACAAGGAUUAAAAUAACAACAAAAAGGCGAAGUUCGGUGCUCACUAUCAAUCGAGCGAAACGACGAGAUAGCGGGUGGUACAGAUGUCAAGCGUCUAACGUUUUGGGUCCACCAGCUGUAAGCAAGACGAAGAUUGAAAUUGUUAGACUGAGAAAGCCUACAGUACCACUAACACCAACCACUGAGAUGACACAUUUUCAAAUCGAAGGACAACCAUGUGACGUCAAGUUUUUCUGUCUGAAUGGUGGGACGUGUACCAUGAUCGUAUCCCUGCAGGAGCGCGUGUGUGUAUGUGCCGACGGAUUUAAAGGACGGCGGUGUGAACAGAAAGAUACGAAAUAUAUGUUUGGCAUGUUCCCUCAGAUUUCGUCAGACAUUGCUGCGACUAAAAAAAUGCUAGAGUCGUACUGGGGAAAAUAGAUUAUUUGGAGAGGAAGUAUUAGCAACGCACCAUUGUUCAAUAUCUUUUUUGUGGUCAUUCAGUGUGUGUAUUUUUUAUUCUGUGUUCAAGGACACUUUUGCACAAGUCAUCAUCAAACUUCCAGCUUUGAAGUAACGAGGAAUACAACAAGAAUAGCUAGACUUGACAUGCAACAAAUUCAACGAUAUACCAGGAACAAUUUAAAACCAAUUUCUUCAAUCAAAAGUUAAAUAAGUUGCAUUUUAACAUAAACCAAUAUCACUGUGACCGAGUUAAAAAAAUCAACCUAUGAAAUAUUAGGUAACAUUUUUGAAGAUGUUUAAGUAUUGCUAGUUUCCAGAGAAUAUGAAUCAGGAAAGCUGCUGCUAUCUUUACUAAGUCGUUGCCUCUGUCUGCAGUUUGUGUAAAGCGGAUAUAUUCUAAUGCUAAACUAAGGUUGUAAGAUGUUCAAUGACAAUAUCACCACACUCUUUAUGACGACAGUCGUUAUUCAAACAAAGGCUGCUAUAUCAACCUGGCUUGAACUUGUGUGUAAGAAGCUGCGCUAAUACUCCUCUCCAAUUAGGUUAAGUGACGAAUUGAAGAAGUAUCCCAUUAUAAUGCUGCGAUGAAUAAGAAUAACGGUAGCAUUUCUAAAACUUAUCUAACGUCCUUUGUAAAUAAGUCACUCAUGGUGAAUCUCUUUAAGAUAUUAAAGGGAUCAGAGAGUUUCAUUAGGAAGGAUUCAUAUGAUCCGUCACAGGCACGUUCAGCUUGUUUGUGUACAGCAGAUCCGGGACAAUAAAUGGUUCUCAUCAUGUGGUUCUCAUCGAAACUCGUAGUGGUUGAAUAAUAUUCAAAACAACCUGUUUAAAUUAGAUUAAUAUUAAAUUAAUCACACUCAGAUGGUAGAUAUCACUACUAGUUAAUUAAAGUACUUUAAAUCAUAGCUAGUUUUCAAAUGAUGUGCUCUGAAAAGGAUUACUAGUCUUGUGUUCUCCCAAAAAGAAUAUCACUAACUGAACUAUAACUGUUAUUUGUUGGUAAUAGGUAUUAGUGACUUAGAUUAAAGUCGUUCACACUUGCUAUAAUUACAACAAGCAGUUAGGGCUGAAAGAAGAAAACUGCUUAAACUAGUUAGAUCUAUAUGAAUUGUUUAAAAGUUCAAAAAUGAGUUAAUACUAUUAGUGAAAUUCAAGUAAUUUGUAACUCAUAUAUAUAUAUGUGUAUAAACUAUAUUUUUCCCAAAAGAUCAAAGUAAGUGAUAAAAGUGA
Messenger RNA from Limulus polyphemus (Atlantic horseshoe crab), 2901 nucleotides. RefSeq names its product pro-neuregulin-2, membrane-bound isoform-like. The coding region runs from base 571 to 1647 and encodes 358 amino acids. NCBI's taxonomy places the organism in Eukaryota, Metazoa, Arthropoda, Merostomata, Xiphosura, Limulidae. The record is from RefSeq and is a predicted model, not a curated record. Gene Ontology annotation, cellular component: plasma membrane. The transcript is spliced from 8 exons. Gene Ontology annotation, biological process: homophilic cell-cell adhesion.